UAGACCGUGCAGCAGCGCUGCAGUGUAAUCGGAAGUUCUAAAAUAUAAAAGUAGUGUUUGGAAGUAAUAUAUUUUCGAAGUUUCGUUAUUAAAGUAACUAUUUCGCCAAAGUAAACAAAAACAUUAUACUUUGUUUAAACCAAAAUUAUUUAUUUAAUGAAAAAACAUCAAUUACUUAUUUAUUAAUGUGCGACGGUGUUCGUUGAUUCGCAAGUUGUUUGUCACGCAUUGGCCCGGACAUGCUAUUUAAGACCUUAAGCAGUUCACAUAAGUAUCAAUUUGCCUAAUUUAGUAAAAAGAUUUCGCCAAAGAACAGUUGCAAUAUAGACCAUUCCGCGCUAACGAAAGACAAGGAUUAGCGACAUUGCAGAUAAGUCACAGUGGUAACAUUACAACUAUUUCUCUCAGAGGGCGUGUCAACGAUAACUGUUGUAAUAUUUAUCAGAAAUGGCUUCUCGUGCAAAUAUUAAGCUUUGCUCCCCGAUACGUCACCGCUCACCAUCCGAGGGUGUCACGCGCAGGAAGAAGAAUCAACCCGAUGUGGAUAGUGCGUCUUCGGAUUGCACAGACAUAACAAAAGAAAUAAAACUACUUCGUCAAGCCUUGUCUGGUCUGAACUCAAACCUAACCGAAGCCAUUCAAUCUAUUCAAGAAUGCUCGAAGAGACUAGAUGAUGUUACCACUAAAAUCGAACUAACAGAGAAACGACUGAGUGACUUAGAAAAUCGACAGACCAAAGAGAAUAUAGAACUGAAGUCACAGGUCGCCAUGCUCAUGGACAAAGUGAACACCCAAGAGCAACUACUGCUCAAAAAUGAGAUAGAAAUUGCUGGUGUGCCGGAAAGUAGAAAUGAAAGCUUAAGACAUAUUGUCAAACUAGUUGGUAAUAAAAUAGGCGUUGACGUGACUGAUGAAGAUCUCGACUUAACAAUGAGAGCUGGCCCUAGAAACUCAACAAAACCCAAUAUCUCACGAUCAAUUGUUGUGCGAUUCUUGCGUAAACAAAAAAAAGACGAUUUCUUAUCAGCUGCUAAAAUACGCAAGAAUAUUACUUCAAAGGAUAUUACACCAGAUGUAUCGGAGCACAAAAUUUAUAUUAAUGAAAGACUAACCAAACAGAAUCGCUAUUUAUUUCGGGAGACUAGAUUUCGUACCAAACAAUCAAACUUCAAGUACUGCUGGGCGAAAAAUGGUCUUAUCUAUGUUCGUGAGAAAGAAGGAAAGGCUGCCACACUCAUCCGUACAAUUGCCGAUUUGGAUAAUAUGUUCGGCCCAGGAGACACAAACUCUGAAAGCAAAUAAAACUAACGAACACUGUAGGGCUUACAUUUGUGUUCUCAAUUAUUCUCCUAACUAUAUUCUUAUAGUUUUGUUUUAUUUUACUGAAUUCAAAAACUUUGUUACACAGUUUAUCCUUAGUAAUAGUUUGUGCCAUGUCAUCAUAC
Molecule: messenger RNA, 1445 nt
Organism: Papilio xuthus (Asian swallowtail)
Lineage: Eukaryota; Metazoa; Arthropoda; Insecta; Lepidoptera; Papilionidae
Exons: 1
Coding region: 448-1302 (284 amino acids)
Source: RefSeq, a predicted model, not a curated record